AUGGCCCAAAGAGUGUUCCUUCGUACAGGCCGGGGCCUGGCGCUCACUCCUCGCUCAUUGCAGAUCACCCGCCCCUUCAGUACUGUUCUCGAUACCCCAGUCGACCCAGGAACUCAGCAAUUACGCUCCGUAGCCCGGGCAGGCUCCGUCUUUGAGAAUGCAGUCAAUGCAAGCGCCCCCAGGACCAACUGGACCAAGGAGGAGAUCUCCGAAGUCUACAACACUUCGCUGAUAGAUCUCACAUAUGCAUCGGCUUCGGUGCACCGGCGCUUCCAUGACCCCGCAGCCAUCCAGAUGUGCACGCUAUUCAACAUCAAAACAGGAGGUUGCAGUGAGGAUUGCUCCUACUGUGCACAGUCAUCCCGUUACGAUACCGGUCUGAAAGCCACAAAACUAUCUUCGGUUGAUUCCGUCUUGCAAGCUGCGCGAAUUGCUAAAGAGAAUGGGAGCUCAAGAUUCUGCAUGGGCGCUGCCUGGAGAGACAUGCGAGGCCGCAAGACGAAUCUCAAGAACAUCAAGGAAAUGAUCAAGGGCGUGCGUGGCAUGGGCAUGGAGGCGUGUGUUACCUUGGGCAUGGUCGAUGCUGCGCAAGCAAAGGAACUCAAAGAUGCUGGACUGACUGCAUACAAUCAUAAUGUUGAUACUAGUCGAGAGCACUACCCAAGUGUCAUCACAACUCGCACGUACGAUGAGCGACUCAACACCAUCAAGAACGUUCAGGAAGCUGGCAUUCACGUGUGCACUGGUGGCAUCCUCGGUCUAGGGGAGAAGGCUCGUGAUCAUGUCGGUCUCAUUCACACCGUUGCGACAUUGCCCGCCCAUCCUGAGUCCUUUCCAGUCAAUGCCCUGGUUCCAAUCAAAGGCACUCCACUUGGAGAGACCGAGGCGAUCUCCUUCGACGCCAUCCUGCGAACCAUCGCCACUGCGCGUCUAGUCAUGCCAACAACCAUUAUUAGACUAGCAGCUGGUCGCCACACGAUGCGCGAGGAGAAGCAGAUCAUGUGUUUUCAAGCGGGUGCCAACGCUGUCUUCACUGGCGAAAAGAUGCUGACUACUGCUUGCAAUGGUUGGGAAGAGGACAAGGCCAUGUUUGGUAGAUGGGGACUCAGGCCUAUGAAGAUGGAUGAGACGAUUGGAGAGAGGCGCAAGCUUCCUGGACAGGAUGAGGCUGAGGCAGUUGUUGCUGCUGCUGAAGCGGAGGCAACGGUUCAGGCACUUGCCUAA
This is a messenger RNA of Alternaria burnsii, 1224 nucleotides long. RefSeq names its product biotin synthase. Gene Ontology annotation, biological process: biotin biosynthetic process. Gene Ontology annotation, molecular function: 2 iron, 2 sulfur cluster binding; biotin synthase activity. NCBI's taxonomy places the organism in Eukaryota, Fungi, Ascomycota, Dothideomycetes, Pleosporales, Pleosporaceae. Bases 1 to 1224 code for a protein of 407 amino acids. Gene Ontology annotation, cellular component: mitochondrion. The record is from RefSeq and is a predicted model, not a curated record. The transcript is spliced from 2 exons.